AUGACUAAUUGUAUGGAGAAUCAUGUUGCGUCCUCGUUGUAUGAUACGUUUGGGGAGCCAAAAAUCGCGCCUCGAGUUGGGAAUGAAUAUCAGGCUGAACUGCCUCAGGUUCUUGGAGAUUCAAACACUUUGUGUCACUCAAUGGACUGUGCAGAUGAUGAGACCAGAGCUGAUUCCCUGCAAAAUUUCGACUUUGGUUCGUCUAUAAAGUUGGCGUGGAUAAGCAGUGAGCAAUCUGGUAUGAGGGGAUCACUUGAUUGGAUGGAUGAAAUAGACGAGCGCAGUGGUAAAAACUAUCGUUUGGUUCCUGAAAGCUGUGAUGAAUGCUGGUCUGAAGCUGAGAAGGGCUGUUUCCUUCUUGGAUUGUACAUAUUUGCAAAGAACUUUGUCGAGAUAAAGAAAUUUGUUGGGACGAAGGAUAUGGUAGCUGUGCAGUCGUACUACUAUGGGACGUUCUACUCUUCACCGGAGUAUCACAGAUGGUACAGCGCUAAGCACAAGAGAUGCAAAUUAGGCCGGGGAUUGUUUUAUGGGCUAAGGCUGCAAGAAUUUCUAUCUAGGGUGCUACCAAGAGUAGGGGAGUCUCAGAAUGCUUUAUUGGAGGUUUCUAAAUCAUUUGAGAAUGAAAAGAUAUCAGUGGCAGAGUAUGCCUUCCUUUUGAAGGCGAUGAUUGGUACAGAGUUGCUCGUGGAAGCCGUUGGCAUUGGGAGAGAGCAUCAAGAUCUCACUGCAAUGGCUACGAGACACUCAAAGACACGCCAUGAUAUGCCAUCAGAGAACGUGUAUACCUCACUCACAACAGCUGAGAUAUCGAACUUGUUGAGUGGAGAGCACCGGCUGAGCAAGGCCAGAUCGAAUGAUCUCUUCUGGGAGGCAGUCUGGCCGCGUCUGCUAGCAAGCGGUUGGCAUUCGGAGGAGGCCACGAACUACAGAGACGUUGCUAGUUCAAAUGCAAGUCCUAGCCUAGUUUUUCUUAUUCCCGGAGUGAAGAGAUUUUCGAGGAGAGAACUGGUGAGAGGUGAUCAAUAUUUUGAUACUGUGGCUGAUGUGUUGAGAAAAGUUGCUCGAGAGCCUGCCCUGCUCGAGCUCGAGCUCGACCAAGAAGGCGUUGGUUGCAGCAACAAGGUAGAACAAUGUGGAUUGGCUAAUGAUGAGAAUCAUUGCAGUUUUUCCAUCACUGUUGUGGAUACAGGCCUCCCAGAUGGGAAGGUAGUCGAAUUCAGAACCUUCCCAUCUGCAGCAGAGAUCGGUCGCGAAACACCUGAUGAGGCUACAAUUCUAGGCAAGAAACGCGGCCACGAUGCCAUGGCCUUGGAUGAAGAAGCUCGUCCGACUUCCCCUGAUGCAAGAACCGCGUUAGUGCACAAGAAACGCACCACUCGAGGUCAAAAUGAAGAUGAAGUAAGCAAGAAUGUUGAUAUAUUGCCAUCCACUAGCAGCAGCAGCAGCAACAACAGCAGCAGCAGCAUUGAAGAGAAACAACCUCAGUUUUUUAUUGACCUCAACUUGCCUCCAGAGUCCGAGCAAGAUAUCAUCACUUCAAAAAACAAUCUUGAAACUGCUAGCUCGAACCAAACAAGGUUUAGCACGAGGCGUAGGCCUCCAACAAUGAGAGUUCUAGAAGCUUUUGCGCACGGAUACUUGAGUGUGAACAAGAAGCAGAAGAAGAAGGAAGACGGGCAAUGAGCAAGCGAUGUUGAAAGAGGAGAUCUAUCUGACAAUCUCUGUGUUUUUGCUGCUUCCAUGUGAAAAACCAAGUAAAGAAAGUGGUCCUGGUUGGCAGCAUUCAAGAAUAAUUUUGUAGGUGAGAAAGCACAUACUAGUAUUUUCUUGCAGCUGAUUUAGGUGCUGCAGAUGUUUCUUACCAAAUACCAAUCAACUUUGCAGUGAUUUCAUUGUUGC
This is a messenger RNA of Salvia splendens (bonfire salvia), 1902 nucleotides long. RefSeq lists its product as uncharacterized. Gene Ontology annotation, cellular component: nucleus. The record is from RefSeq and is a predicted model, not a curated record. Lineage: Eukaryota; Viridiplantae; Streptophyta; Magnoliopsida; Lamiales; Lamiaceae. The transcript has 2 exons. Gene Ontology annotation, molecular function: transcription corepressor activity. Bases 1 to 1686 code for a protein of 561 amino acids.